CUCCUAGAGACAAAUACCCAUCCAUGCAUACCCCCAUGUCCUACCUUUGGCAUUAUUCUCUGAUUGAUUGAGAGGUCAGAAGAGAUGCCUCCCCACCUAUCAUUUGCUUCAUUCGACCAACCCAAGAGAGAGGAGCUCAAGGAAAACAAAAACUCUCACAAAGUCAUAGUUGGGGAAGAAGAAGAGAGGAAAAUGCAAAGAGAAAAGGCUAGAGUUGAGUAUAAUGGAUCAAGUUGAUGAUGUUGAUGUUGUUGAUGUGAACUCAACUCCAUUCUUGAGCACUCUUUUUUUCAAACAAUGGAUUUCAAGUUGCCCUCCUGAUUGUAAACCCGUUGUUGGUAUGACUUUCUCUUCCUUAGGAGAUGGUUUUCUCUUUUACAAUGAGUAUGCUUCGAUGUGUCGAUUUGAAGUGCGGUUAGGAGCAGAUAAUAAGCAUCGAGAUGGUACUGUUUUAAGGAAGUAUUUUCUAUGCAACAAACAUGGUUUUAAAGAGGAUAGUGUCAGUAACCAAAAGUGUGUGCUUAAAUCUGAAAAAAUGAAAUCUGGUCAAAGUACAUCUCGCCGAACUGCCCUAAAGAGAACCGGCUGUAGUGCUUAUAAGAGAGUCCAUUUUUAUUCUUUUGGUUCAUAUGCAGUAUACUAUUUUCAUGAGGCACA
Molecule: messenger RNA, 657 nt
Organism: Cuscuta europaea
Lineage: Eukaryota; Viridiplantae; Streptophyta; Magnoliopsida; Solanales; Convolvulaceae
Source: the annotation of a GenBank genome assembly